Messenger RNA from Protobothrops mucrosquamatus (brown spotted pit viper), 1803 nucleotides. RefSeq names its product selectin E (gene SELE). NCBI's taxonomy places the organism in Eukaryota, Metazoa, Chordata, Lepidosauria, Squamata, Viperidae. Gene Ontology annotation, biological process: response to cytokine; leukocyte tethering or rolling; heterophilic cell-cell adhesion. The transcript is spliced from 11 exons. Gene Ontology annotation, cellular component: membrane; external side of plasma membrane. Bases 16 to 1803 code for a protein of 595 amino acids. Gene Ontology annotation, molecular function: sialic acid binding; oligosaccharide binding. The record is from RefSeq and is a predicted model, not a curated record.
GCGUCAGAGGCAAACAUGAAUUAUGCCAAAGCAGAGAAAUGGUGUAAAACCCAUUUUACAAAUCUGGUUGCUAUUCAGAAUAAAGAGGAAAUUCACUACUUAAAUGCAACAUUUCCCAGUAAUUCAAAUUAUUACUGGAUUGGUAUCCGAAAAAUUGAGAAUGAAUGGAGAUGGGUUGGAACAAACAAGCAACUGACUGAAGAAGCUAAAAACUGGGCUGAAGGUGAACCAAACAACGGAAAAAAGAACGAGGACUGUGUCGAGAUCUAUAUAAAACGAACAAAAGAUUCAGGAAAGUGGAAUGAUGAACCAUGUUAUAAAACUAAAAGAGCUUUGUGCUAUAAUGCCUCUUGUACUCCAAAUUCCUGCAGUGGUCGUGGGGACUGUAUAGAGACAAUUAACAAUUACAUCUGCCACUGUAACAAAGGUUUCUAUGGACAUGACUGUGAACAUGUAAUUACUUGCGAUCAACUGGAAGACCCAGAUCAAGGUAUCUUUACAUGCAAACAUCCAAUACAGGAUUUUGGCUUUAACUCUUCUUGUGAUGUUCAAUGCAAGGAAGGUUACAAACCGACUGAGAUGGAAUCAAUAACAUGUACCGAUUCUGGAAAAUGGUCUGCACCAUCUCCAUCCUGUAAAGUUGUGGAAUGUUAUGCACUACAGAAGCCUAUGCAUGGUUUAUUCAACUGCUCCAACCCUUCUGGAAAUUAUGCCUGGAAUUCAUCUUGCAAUUUUUCUUGCGAAGAAGGUUUUGUUUUGAAAGGCCCCGAUAUGCUCCAGUGUGGAGUAUCAGGCGAAUGGGAUGGACAGGAGCCUACAUGUGAAGUGGUGAAAUGUCAAGCAGUACCUCAGUCAGAAGGAAGCCUUAUGAAUUGUUCCCAUCAUGAUACAGAACUGAAGUAUAAGUCAACGUGUGAUUUUGCUUGUGCAAAGGGUUACACUUUAAGAGGAUCACCCCAGAUUCAGUGCUCAUCAGAUGGGCACUGGAGUCAGCCAAUUCCUGUUUGUGAAGCUGUGUAUUGCAGUGAACUACAGCCUCCAGCUAAUGGCUCCAUGAGCUGCUCUGGUCCUUCUGGAAACUCUGCCUGGAAUUCAACCUGCAAGUUUGCUUGUGAAGAAGGAUUUAAACUUAAUGGAUCCAGUGAACUCCAAUGUGAUGUUUCUGGACAUUGGGAUGCAUCAGAGCCAGAAUGUGAAGUUGUGGAAUGUUAUGCACUACAGAAGCCUAUGCAUGGUUUAUUCAACUGCUCCAACCCUUCUGGAAAUUAUGCCUGGAAUUCAUCUUGCAAUUUUUCUUGCGAAGAAGGUUUUGUUUUGAAAGGCCCCGAUAUGCUCCAGUGUGGAGCAUCAGGCGAAUGGGAUGGACAGGAGCCUACAUGUGAAGUGGUGAAAUGUCAAGCAGUACCUCAGUCAGAAGGAAGCCUUAUGAAUUGUUCCCAUCAUGAUACAGAACUGAAGUAUAAGUCAGCGUGUGAUUUUGCUUGUGCAAAGGGUUACACUUUAAGAGGAUCACCCCAGAUUCAGUGCUCAUCAGAUGGGCACUGGAGUCAGCCAAUUCCUGUUUGUGAAGCUUUUCCAGCACUUGGGAAAUUCUUAGCAAUUGGUAUACCAGUCACUGGGCUUUCGGUCCUAUCAGUGAUAUUGUUCAUUAUUUGGGUCCAAAAGCAUCUUCCAAAAAAAAUUUUUCGAGCCUUGAUUCAGAAGGUAGUUUCCAAGCUCAAAUCAUUUAAUCAACCAGUAAAUCUGGAUGUCUCUGAAAUGAUAUCCAGCCACUCCAUGGAGAAGCCUUUCCAACAGGGAUAA